AUGUUAAAUUCAAAACCCUCAUCUCAAACCAUAAAUGAACUUAACUUUUCGCAUAACCUACAGUCGGGCACUCACGAUACUAGCAUAUUCCCUAAUGCCUUGGAUGAUACUAAUCUAAAGGAAACAGAAAGAAUUCAGAUACACCAACAAUGCCAGUUUAAUAGUGAAGAUGACAAGUCAGUUAUAGAUAUUUCUUCAGCUGAUAUGAAGGUGAUUUCUGACUCUGGUGUAAGUAUAUCAUCGUUACCUAUUAUUGAAAGUCAUCCAAUGAAAUCGGAUAAUAGUGAAUCUGAAAUCCCGAACAAAGAUACUGCUGUUGUCGCUUUAAGUAAAGGUGAUGAAGGAAAUAAAUCUGAUGAAACAGACGAUGCGGAUAAAUUUCUGCUAAAUUUUGUUCGAAUACGUGUGGAACAAAAUGGUACAUUUUCCACUGAAUUAUUGUACAAAGCAUAUUUGGGGAAUAAAAUGAAGCAUGCAUCAAUGACACUGAAAGUUGAAGAGGAUAGGAAGGAGGCGACAACUGAGUUAUCUUCCAAAGAAGGAUUCAUAAAGAUCUUCAAGGAAAACUCUCAUCAGCCGAAUUACUGGCAACUGUUCAAAUUGAAAUCAAAUUAUGCCUUACUAUCACAUAUUGUUAUUAAUUCCUCAGUUUCAUCCACCUGUUAUGCUUCAGUUCGUCCACCUCUAUGGCUUAUCUACAGUUUAAUAAGACACCCACUAUUAUCUCUCCGUGAAAGUGCUCUUAGUGGUUAUUGUGUGUGGUUACAUUUUGAAGCAAAUAAAUGGAUUGAACGAUGUGAACGUUUAUCAGUGAAUUUCAGCCAAUCAGCUUAUUUUGAUCUUUCGAUUCCUACGACACAGUCACAUACAAUUUUGCCACCACAUUUUUCAAGAGUACGUGCGUUUGCUACAGGAUUAUUAUCACCAACAUCACCAUUAUGGUGUGUACCUGAUCCGCACUUGGAAACCGACUUGAAAGUUUAUCAAAAUCGUCAUCUAUGUUCAGUCAAGUUAUUGAACAGAGCAUUUGGUUUAAUUUUACAUGGAUUAGGGAAAUAUGCUUCUAUUGAGGAUUUUGAAAUAGUUACUGAUGAUCAACUUGGAACAUUUGUUGGUCAAUUUAUGGAAAAUAAUUGUUCCCUAGAGUCUGUACAUCGAGGUGAGACUGGAUUCAUCUCUGAACCUGUUUACAGUCAUUAUCGUCAUCAUGCUAGUUCUUCUGAAUACGAGAAGACUCUUGUCAAUAAUGAUAAUAAUAAUAAUAAUGGCGGUGAUAGCGUAUGGAGUAAACUGACAGUGAACAACAAAAAUAACGACGACAGCAGAAACAAUAAAAAUGGGUGUAAAAUGUCAUAUUUUCAUAGAUAUUAUCUAUUAUCCACCUUUCCUGUAUUGUAUUCUACAUUGAUUGGAUGUUUUGUGGAUGCGAUAUUGAGUCGGAUUGUUAAAGUAGAGAUCGAAAACAACACGGAACAGCAUAAUUUGAAUGAUGCUGUUGGUACUGAAGAUGAUAAUAAAUACAGUGGUGAUAAUACCACACCGGAAAUUGAAUUAUGCAGUGAUGGUUUAGAUGCUUUAAUCAUUCUUUUACAGGAUUCAGAUAAAUGUGUUCUAAGUACUGCUGUUAAAUCUGGUCUACUACCAGUGAUUUUUAACUUAGCUUGGUUGCUAGAGUUCGGUAUGAAUAAAGUCAACUCACUGAAGAGUCAUGCCAAUUACAUGUCUAUUGACCCAGCAUUAAUACCUAUCUUAUCUGGUUUAAGUCGUUUAGUCGGUCGCAUUACCAGCUGGAUAUUAAUGGAUGAGAAAUUCAAUACUGAUGAUAAUACAACUAAAUUUUCACAAUCUCGUCAUUUUGACUCUAUGUCAAGAUUUCAGUUGGUGAUAACUUUUGUUAAGCAUUUGAUCGCAAUGAAUUGUGAAUUCAACGAUAAUAAUGAUGAAAACGGAAAUGUUAUAACAACUUCAGAAUUGCAGCUUAAUCCAGGUCCAGUUAGUCGUUGCCUUGUACGCCGUGCUUUACACAGUCUUUUGGAAACCUCAACCAGUCACUUGAAUCAAGUGGGAUAUGAACUUGAGGCUCUAGUCAGCCAACAGAAUGUAAAUAAACAGCAAGAAAAUGGUGUCUCGACCAACUUGGAUAAACAAAUCAACCAUCUUUGUGAACAAAUGAAAUUACACCAUAGUCACUUAGAGUGGAUAUUGAACUGUAUCGUAAAUAUACUUACUUUUUCAGUUUAUCGAGAUGAAGAAAUGAUUAAUUUCUUAACGCAAUUCAACCUAACUCAUGAGAUUACUAGACAUGAAUUUUCAAAAGUGUCCACAAUACCCAGAAUGAGUCAGUUUGAUAAUCAAUAUGAUGAAAUCGUCGUAGGGAUAUGA
Heterobilharzia americana is the source of this 2382-nucleotide messenger RNA. Lineage: Eukaryota; Metazoa; Platyhelminthes; Trematoda; Strigeidida; Schistosomatidae. The record is from the annotation of a GenBank genome assembly.